Messenger RNA from Striga hermonthica, 498 nucleotides. The record is from the annotation of a GenBank genome assembly. Lineage: Eukaryota; Viridiplantae; Streptophyta; Magnoliopsida; Lamiales; Orobanchaceae.
AUGGCAACACCAAAACAAGUCACAUCCCUCUCACAAGCCUAUAAUAGCACAACCCACCUCCAAUCACAACACAUAGUUCCGCUCGAUUUUAACUCCAUUCGCGACCUACCCGAGUCCCAUGUGUGGACUCUGCAGACAGCUGAUUCAUCUGAAUCUGCACAGUAUUCUGUUCCCGUCAUAGAUCUAACUGCCCCAGAUGUUGUGGGUCUCGUUGGAAAUGCAUGUCGAGAGUGGGGAGUGUUUCAGGUGAUCAACCACGGGGUGCCACUAGGCCUAUUUGAUGAAGUGGAGGCCCACAGCAAGCGCCUGUUCGGCCUUCCGGCCCAACAGAAGCACAAGGUGUUGCGUUUGCCCAACGAGAGUACGGGAUAUGGUGUGGCUCGAAUAUCGCCAUUUUUCUCCAAGCUGAUGUGGCAUGAGGGGUUCACCAUCAUGGGCGGCUCUGCGAUUGAACAUGCCAAACAACUUUGGCCCCUUGAAUAUCAAGAGUUUUGGUAA